GCGCCUCCGUCACCAACUCCUCUUCCUUUAUUUUCACGCCUCUCUCACUUAUAUUAGUCCCCCUCUUUCGCUCAAUCAAUCUCUCUCAGCUUUAGCUCAACAAUGCACCGUCACCAGCCUCACAUUUCGCCGUCCUCCACCGACUUCUCCGCCUUCGACUUCAACCUCCGUCCCUCCAAGCGACGCGGCAGUUACAACUGCGGCCGCUGCGGACUCCCCAAGAAAGGCCAUAACUGCAACGUUGAUGGCACUCCGACAUCAUCGUCCACUCCUUCCGUUACCACUACGCCCACACCUUCCGAUUCUUCCGCCGGUGUAUCCGCUCCCACUUCACUCUCCGCCAACCGCCCGCCGCGUCACCAGCACUUCUCACACCUCCGUCGAGCUCUUUCGUUUGAUAAUAUCGAUCUUAGUUGUGAUUCACCGGAAGAACUGGAGUUAGUGAACGAGGAGCCGGUGGAUCCGGAUCCGAUUGUGUCCGGCGGUUUGCCGGCGGCGUGUUUGUGGGAGGUGCUGCGUAGGUUGCCUCCGGUGGGGCUGUUGGCGGCGGCUAAGGUGUGUAAAGGAUGGAGAGAAACGUCGAGGAGGCUGUGGAGGGCGGCGGAGGAGCUCCGGCUUAGGGUGCCGGCGAGAGCUCAGGUCGGAUUUGUUGGAUCCGUUUUGCAGAAGUGUCCCACCCUUGUUAGACUCUCACUUAGAAUGGAAAGUGAUGUAGAUGCAACAAUGUUAGCGUGCAUUGCGUUUUCUUGCCCUAAUCUGGAGUGUAUGGAGAUCUCCACAUCUGAUACUGCAGUCAACCGGAUCACUGGAGAUGAAUUGGGUCGUUUUGUUGCUGAUAAACGAUGUCUUACAAAUCUUAAGAUGGAAGGGUGUUCUAAUUUAGGAGGGUUUGGCCUCUGCUCCUCAAGUCUUUCUACGCUUUGGCUUUCAGAUCUUAACUCCCUCUCUAAGAUGGUCUUCAACUGUCCCAAUCUAAAGGAGAUAUCUAUGGAAUUUUCUCGCCAAGAGAAUGAUAGUACUGAUCUUACUGCCAUGGCUGAUGGAUUGGUGAGGAAUUGUCCAAGGUUGCAAAACAUACACAUUGCAUCAACUCGACUUUCUCAUGCUGUUGUGCUUGCCAUCACAGCUGCAAGCUUAAGGGGGUUGCGAAUGCUUUCACUUGUACUUGGAUCUGAAAUUACUGAUGCAUCUGUUGCUGCCAUUGCUUCAACCUAUUCAAAGUUGGAAUUACUUGAUCUGAGCGGGUCUAGUAUCAGUGACAGUGGCAUUGGAAUGAUCUGCAAUGUGUUUCCCAAUACUCUGUCAAGACUCCUCCUCGCUCUUUGUCCUAACAUUACUUCAAGUGGCAUUCAGUUUGCUACAGCACAACUACCUCUUCUCGAACUCAUGGACUGUGGAAUGUCCAUAUGUGAUCCCAAUUCUGAAAACAGAAACUCUGAUGAGGCCAGUGAAUUUGAGUUACAGAGUGCCUUCAAUAACAAACUACAUAUUAUGUACCAGAAGCUGAUUAUUAAACAUUGCCGCUUAAAAAAACUAAGCUUGUGGGGUUGCUCUGGAUUAGAUGCUCUAUUUUUAAACUGUCCGGAACUCAAUGAUCUGAAUUUGAAUUCCUGUAGAAACUUACGUCCAGAGACGCUGCUACUUCAGUGCCCCAAGUUAGAAAGUGUGCAUGCCUCAGGGUGUCAAGAGUUAAUGAUUGGGACCAUUCAGAGCCAGGUCAAUGGUGAUUCUGCUGCUUUGGAGAAUCAAUAUGCAUUCAAACGUUCAGCCGAUGGUUCAAAGAGAGUUCGGUUGCCACAUUCUUUUAGUCAGCAACCAUCUGAUGAUGACAUGAAGCGAAGGAGGGUUGGAAGACGGCAAUGUAACAUUCUUGUGGACUGAUCCAAAAUUUCUUUAGGACACCAUUCUUUCUGUACACAUGGUGCAAAUUCUUGUUUGUUGUGAUGUUAAUUUACAGAGGUUAUGACCUGGAUGGAUGAAAAUGGUUAUAAUUGUUUAAAUUGCUGGCUAGGGGGGCAGCUGCCUUGUAGAAAUACAUUUUCGCAAACACAAGCGAGGUUUUUAGUCAUAUUGGGAGAAACUUGGAUGACCAACUUUGAUCUUUGGAUUUUAAUUGGUUGCCCAAUCUUUAAAAAUAAAGGCUUAUAAUUUUAUCA
This is a messenger RNA of Pistacia vera, 2156 nucleotides long. RefSeq names its product F-box/LRR-repeat protein 17-like. NCBI's taxonomy places the organism in Eukaryota, Viridiplantae, Streptophyta, Magnoliopsida, Sapindales, Anacardiaceae. The transcript is spliced from 10 exons. The record is from RefSeq and is a predicted model, not a curated record. Bases 103 to 1881 code for a protein of 592 amino acids. Gene Ontology annotation, molecular function: protein binding.